This is a messenger RNA of Ilex paraguariensis (yerba mate), 3009 nucleotides long. The record is from the annotation of a GenBank genome assembly. Lineage: Eukaryota; Viridiplantae; Streptophyta; Magnoliopsida; Aquifoliales; Aquifoliaceae.
CUCUCCCUCUCCCUCUCCCUCUCCCAUCUCUACAACUCUCUAGAGAACACUUUGGAGCCAUUGUUUUCAUUUCCCUCCACAGAUCUCCCAAAUCCAAACCCUAAUUGUCUCUCUCUCCACGCGUUUAUCUACACAUACACACCGCCGAUCAUCCGAUUUCUCUCUUUUUACAUUUUCUGAUUUUUUUUUUUUCUUUUCUAGUACUGGAUCGAUCUUUCAUGUGCGAUCAGGUUCAAUCUAAAAGCUUGAUGAAGGCCGGUUUUGGGUUUUCACCAAAUUAAUGGACGAUCGAUAUGCCUCAACUGCGUAGCGGUGUGCGCAGAGGCCGUCGACCAACGAUCAAGCCGGACCUAGACGAACCGGACAUCAAGAAGCCGAGAACUGUACGGGCGACGAGGCAGAGGCGACCGGGAGGGAGGAGAGCUGUACAGAACAACAACAGGGGGAAUAACCAGAAAGAAGUCGCGGAUGUUAAAGGAAUUGUACAGCCGGUAGUGGUGGUGGAUGAUGAUGAUGAUGAGAAUGAGAAUGCUGUGAAGAAAACGACGUCGUUGAGUGGUCAGGGUCAAGGGGAGGAGCAGAAAGAAGAGGAAAUUAGGGUUUUGAAGGAAGAGGUAGGGGAAAAAGAGAUGGAUGAGUACGAUAGCGGUGGCCGAAGCGGCGAUAAGGGUGUGGGUGCUGAGGAUGAAGGCAGCACUGCACCACUUCCUGAGAAGGUCCAGGUUGGUGGUUCACCAAUGUAUAGGAUCGAGAGGAAACUGGGAAAAGGAGGAUUUGGGCAAGUGUAUGUUGGUCGUCGCACUAAUCCUUCCAAUCCGCAUGAAAGAACUGGUCCUGGAGCUGUAGAGGUAGCCUUGAAAUUUGAGCAUAGAAGCAGCAAAGGUUGUAACUAUGGACCACCUUAUGAGUGGCAAGUCUACAACGCACUUGGAGGUAGUCACGGUGUACCACGUGUACAUUACAAGGGACGUCAAGCGGAUUACUACAUAAUGGUUAUGGAUAUGCUUGGGCCUAGUUUAUGGGACGUUUGGAAUAACAAUUCUCACACGAUGUCCAUUGAAAUGGUUGCAUGCAUUGCCAUUGAAGCAAUCUCCAUAUUAGAGAAGAUGCAUUCCAGAGGAUAUGUGCACGGGGAUGUUAAACCUGAGAAUUUUUUGCUUGGUCCACCAGGGACAUCUGAUGAGAAAAGGCUGUUUCUUGUAGACCUUGGACUAGCCACUCGGUGGCGAGAUAGUUCAACUGGCCUACAUGUUGACUAUGAUCAACGACCAGAUGUGUUUAGGGGAACAGUGCGUUACGCUAGUGUGCAUGCACAUCUUGGAAGAACUGGGAGUCGAAGGGAUGAUUUAGAAUCCCUUGCUUACACACUCAUUUUUCUUCUUCGUGGCAGGCUGCCUUGGCAGGGAUUCCAGGGCGAGAAUAAAGGUUUCCUGGUUUGCAAGAAGAAGAUGGCGACUUCUCCAGAUAAUCUUUGUUCCUUUUGUCCUGCCCCCUUCCGGCAGUUUGUUGAGUAUGUAGUGAACUUGAAGUUUGAUGAGGAACCCAACUAUGCAAAAUAUGUUUCUCUUUUCGAUGGGAUAGUUGGUCCGAACCCAGAUAUCAGGCCAAUAAACACUGAUGGAGCUCAAAAGCUUAUAUAUCAAGUUGGACAUAAGAGAGGACGGUUGACAAUGGAAGAAGAUGAUGAUGAGCAGCCAAGGAAGAAAGUUCGUAUGGGCAUGCCUGCAACUCAAUGGAUCAGUGUCUACAAUGCUCGCCGCCCUAUGAAGCAGAGAUAUCACUAUAACGUGGCAGAUGUGAGAUUAUCUCAACACAUUGUGAAAGGGAACGAGGAUGGUUUAUUUAUUAGCAGUGUUGCAUCAUGUUCAAACCUCUGGGCACUAAUUAUGGACGCAGGGACAGGAUUUACUUCUCAAGUUUAUGAGCUAUCACCAUAUUUUCUUCACAAGGAAUGGAUUAUGGAACAAUGGGAGAAAAACUAUUACAUCAGCGCUAUAGCGGGGGCUACCAAUGGGAGCUCCUUGGUUGUAAUGUCAAAGGGUACCCAGUAUUUACAGCAGUCCUAUAAAGUCAGUGAAUCAUUUCCAUUCAAGUGGAUAAACAAAAAAUGGAGAGAGGGAUUCUAUGUCACUGCCAUGGCCACUGCAGGAAGUAGAUGGGCGAUUGUUAUGUCUCGUGGGGCUGGGUUCUCUGAUCAGGUUGUGGAACUAGACUUUUUAUAUCCAAGUGAAGGUAUUCAUAGGAGAUGGGAUGCUGGUUACCGCAUCACAUCAACUGCGGCCACCUUGGACCAGGCUGCUCUUGUUCUUAGUGUGCCGAGAAGAAAACCUGCAGAUGAAACACAAGAGACACUUCGAACUUCUGCUUUUCCCAGUACACAUGUUAAGGAGAAAUGGGCAAAAAAUCUUUAUAUCGCAUCUGUAUGUUAUGGCCGGACUGUUUCUUGAGGUGACCAAUUUUGCCGGGAAUGCUUACUGAUCUUUGUUCGGCAGCUUAGCUGGAUGAGCCAUGAGCCAGUUUCUACCAUGUACUCCUCUCUUUGGGAAGCAAAGAUACCUUGUUCCUCGCUGCAAAGCUGACUCAUCUUGUCAUUUGGGAGCUGAUGUAUGCAAAACUGUACUGCAUCACCACUAUCACAUAUAAGUGUUUGGUCCUGUGUACUGUCUUUAUGUUGUAUCAAGAUAUGCUUUUGAGCGGUCCAUGGUCUUGUACGGGAGUAUUUACAUAUUGCCGAAAGUUUGUAUAGUCUUGAACAAUAAUUACUUGGUUGAGGGCCAGCACACAGGCUACAUUUUGGGAUACAUGCAAUUCAGGUUGGAAGGGGAUUUGACCUUUUUGCAGUUUCUAAUGGUCUAGUAUAUAUUUCUUUGUAUUAUCUGUCUUUUGCAUUUAUUUCAUGCCUAUGUUCCACAUAAUGGUGAUACCAAACAGUUGGUACCAAAAAAAUUUAACAAGUCUUUGGGAUUAUUCUUAGUUUGCUGGCAACACCUGAGUACUUAUUUUUGUAUG